AUGCCUAUCUCUCAAUCUUAUUUCUGCUUGCUCCUACAUGAUACAGAUGCAUCCAAACGCACCGCGUCAAAUGGGACAGCCCCUGCGGGCAUCCUGUCCCGAGCCCGCCCGGUGUUCCGGGGUGCUGCCUUGUUGUGUAUGGUGCUGGCCGUGUCGCUGGCUCCAUCUAUCACCUUGUACCACCGGGUCAGGGAGCUGGAGGGGAGGGUGAUGAGGCAAACACGAGACCUGUCGGAGUUGAGGCUGAGGGAGGCGGAGGAGGAGGGGUUAAGGGGUGUCGGGGAGACGGAGGAUGCCCGCUUAUACAUCGGCAGGAAGAUGCUGGCAACCAGCUGUGAAUGUCCUCCAGGCCCAAAGGGUGAACAAGGACCAAGAGGAGAAAGAGGAAGACAAGGAUCGACUGGCAGAAGAGGAGAGAAGGGUGAACGGGGGGAACCCGGCACAGAUGGCGUCUUCGGGGAGGAUGGAGCCGUAGGGGUCAAAGGUGACAAAGGAAAUCCAGGCAUCCCCGGUGAACCAGGCCCAGCUGGUCCUAAGGGUGUGCCCGGAAGUCCUGGUCAACCUGGUAUCGGAGGGCCCCCAGGCCUACCAGGUCCCCAGGGAGUAAGAGGGCAAAAGGGUGUAAAAGGACCCCCUGGACCUCCAGGCCCACAAGGUCCCCCAGGAACAUCCAUGACUGCUGGACUUGCUGCUUCACAGCUUGGUACGUCUACCACUCCCUUGGCAGCCAUUCACCUUCAGGCAAUGCCAGAAGACCUUUAUUCUGGAUUAACUAGACUAGAUCGGUACGGUCACUUGAACUCGUGGUUUAUUAGCACGACAACAGGAGGUUUUUCACUUGGUCGUGAUGGUAACGUAACUGUUCUCUCGGGUGGUCAUUACUUCGUGUAUAGUAGUGUGCUGUUCUACGAUAAGUCGGCUUUCUAUGCUGCUUCCACGAACAUUAAUGGUGAUCCAUUCCUGAAGUGCAUGGGAGUAAGAGGUUCAGCGUUUGCCAGAUUUGGAUCUUGUCAGUCUAGCGGUGUGAUGCUAUUGGAGGCCGGUGACCACGUGGGUGUGGUGUCGUCGUACCCCUCACGAACAGUAGACAUGCGUCCAGACUCUACAUACUUCGGUUUAAUCAAGCUAACGUAGCGUGCUAAUACAAAAUAAAAUCCCUUCUCAAAUUAUGUUUACUCACAAUCCGAACCCAACUUGAACAUAAGCCUUGACUAAGCCAUUUUAUUUCUUUGCGAUACCAAAAAAGCAUUAAAAAUAUUAUGCCGCCGUUUGUUCCUGUCGGCUGUCACCGACCUGACAUUUUGUGUUAUUGUUUUAUAGUUUUUUUUUCGGCGAAGAAAACUGCAUCUUCCAUUUCUAGAGGGUUUUUUUUUAUCAUUCAUCAAGUUUCAAAACGUACAUGUAGAUGAAUGAUAAAUCAAUCAGAUAAACCAGAGGUAUAUGGACCAGAUAAGGGAGAGUUCACAAUAGUGGGAAUUCAGAAACCACGGACAUCCCCCCCCCCCCCACCCACCUACCCAUGUGUGAUAUCAUCAUGUAUCAAGAAUCCUUAAUGCUGCUUUAAAGAUGUAUGCUAAUUUCGACCUUUCCCUCCUAAAAAAAUUGAAGUCUCUCUUCUUCACUUUAUUUGUAGAACAUUCCUCUAUAGAGCACAACUUUCCGUAUUACUUCGUCUUCUUUCUUCUCCUUUUUUCCCUCAUAUAUAGUUCUUCUUUAUCUCAUCAUUUCUAGUAUUAUCUUUUAUAUUAAUUUACAUUAAUCUCUGACCGAAAAAGCGACCAAAUGUGAUUAAUGUUUAUUUCACUUUGCGAUACCAAAAAAGCAUUAAAAAUGUUGUGGCGCCGUUUGUUCCUGUAACGACCUGACAUUUUGUGUUAUAGUUUUUUUUGUUUUUUUUUUCUUCCAUUUAGAGGGUGUUUUUUUUUAAUCUUUCAUCAAGUAUGCAAAAGUACCAAACCUAGAUAAAUGAUAAAUCAAUCAGAUAAACUAUACAGGUAUAUGGACCAGAUAAGGGAGAGUUCACAAUAGUGGGAAUUCAGAAACCACGGACACCCCCCCCCCCCCACCCACCCAUGUGUGAUGUGUGAUACAGAUUUGGAUCUUGUCAGUCUAGCGGUGUGAUGCUAUUGGAGGCCGGUGACCACGUGGGUGUGGUGUCGUCGUACCCCUCACGAACAGUAGACAUGCGUCCAGACUCUACAUAAUGUAUCCCCAUGAUGUAUCAAGAAUCCUUAAUGCUGCUUUAAAGAUGUAUGCUAAUUUCGACAUUUCCCUCCUAAAAUUGAAGUCUCUCUUCUUCACUUUAUUUGUAGAACAUUCCUCUAUAGAGCACAACUUUCCGUAUUACGCGAAGUAAUUUUUUUUUUAUAUAUCGAAGAAAAUAUAGGCCUACCCUAAAUGACGUAUAUAUAAGCCAUACCCUAAGUGGCGUAAAAUCUUUUAUUUAUUACCCUGAAUAUCGGAACAGAACUUGAAGCUGCAAGGUACCCUCUAUUUAAUAAACACACAAAAAUGAGUUGACGCCCAGAUGCAGAAAAUAGACCAUGUCGACGUAUUUUAUGGACGCGCAUGCGUAGCACAAUGUGAUGAGAGAAACCCCCCCCCCCCUCGUCCCCCCCAACACACCCUCACACACACACGCACACCAGUAAUUCACACCCCAUGAUAAUUACAGUUGAUAUACAUGUAUUAACUUUCUCGUUUUCAAAUUAUAGUAAGCGAGGGAUGGGGAUGUGUGAUGCGGCAGAAAUAAAUCUAAUUAGUAUGUCGAUAAUAUCAUAUUCUCGAACUUUAAUGUGAUUAGGGGUCUAACAAUAUGAACAGUAUUAUUUGGAUAUUUCAAGCUCGUACUUAAUAAAUGGCACGUUGCCGCUAAAAUGGGAUGGAAUUAACGUGUCGUAUAGAAAUGUACGGAAGGAGUUUACUACAAUCAAAUUCGAGUGAGAUGCAAUCAAUUUUUAUGAGAUCUGAUUGGUGUACGGCUUUUCAAGAGAUUAAUUUAGCUCUUAGUGAAUCAGAUCCGAGAAUACUAAUACAACUUGGUGAUUGUUAGAAUUAUAUUUUGAGCCCAUCUCCAUUUACUACAUACAUGAAAUGGUAUUAAGAUCUUGUGCCAAAACUAUUUUUUAGGCGACUACACACCAUACAGUAUUUUGUACAUGAUUUAUGUAAAUUUAUUCAAUAAUUUUUAUUAAUAAUGUCAGAGGACUUGGUUUUGUAAGGUCUCUGCGACAUAAAUCAAAAUUAUGUUGUUUAUUCGAUAUUCUAACAACCAUGUAAGCUACGUACACCCAGUAGUGUUUCUCUCGUUGGUACGACUAAAAUUUUGUAAAUAUACUACUUUGUAAAUAUAUUUAAUGACAUAAGGCAUUGGAUUUCUGUUUCUGAGAAACAAGCUGUGUUUAUAUUUGUAGUUAUACAGGUGUUGCAAAUUAACUUUAUUUAAAUGACCAAGUUAUUUGUUAUUUCUACUCAGAGGUAUUCCUAAUUAAGCUCUGUUUUCAAAGUAUGUAUAAUAAAUAAAGACAUCCAAAUGAUAUUUGUCGUUUAUAAUCAAUCAAUUAACAGCUUAAUACAAUAAUCCUUCGCAUCACAAUGUGAUGCGAAGGAUACUUUUGAAAUUAUUGUUUCCUCUUGUCUGCCUCCAUCCAUUUCUCUUGUUUAUAUAUCUUUAACUCCUCUUUCUUCUCCUCUUUCAUUUUUUUAAUAAUCAAUCUUCUACUUCGUAUUCGUCUUUUCUUCCUGCUCAUCUUCUUCUUCAUUUUCUUCUUCUUUCUUUCUUCUUCGUCUUCUUCUUCUUCGUCUUCUUCUUUCUUCUUCUUCUUCUUAGUCUUCUUCUUUCUUCAUCAUCUUCUUCUUUCUUCCUUUGUCUUCUUCUUCCUCUUCUUCUUCUUUCUUUUUCUUUUUCGUUUUCUUUCUUCUUCUUCUUCGUCUUCUUUCUUCUUCUUUCUUCUCCUUUUUUCCCUCAUAUAUAGUUCUUCUUUAUCUCAUCAUUUCUAGUAUAUAUCUUUUAUAUUAAUUUACAUCAAUCUCUGACCGAAAAAGCGACCAAAUGUGAUUAAUGGCAAAAAGUGGUACAUAUUAUAAACACUGUAUUAAUACAUGUACAUCGAAACAUUAAUUUUGUUUUGGUAUAGCAUUUUUACAUUAGUUUGCUUAUCUUAUCACUCCAUGUAUAUAUAAAGUUGUAUUAAACACGGGCAUUUUCAGAAAGAGAA
Messenger RNA from Lytechinus pictus (painted urchin), 4217 nucleotides. Its product is annotated as ectodysplasin-A-like. Gene Ontology annotation, cellular component: membrane. The transcript has 9 exons. NCBI's taxonomy places the organism in Eukaryota, Metazoa, Echinodermata, Echinoidea, Temnopleuroida, Toxopneustidae. The record is from RefSeq and is a predicted model, not a curated record. Bases 1 to 1134 code for a protein of 377 amino acids. Gene Ontology annotation, molecular function: tumor necrosis factor receptor binding; receptor ligand activity. Gene Ontology annotation, biological process: immune response.